This is a messenger RNA of Neltuma alba, 3542 nucleotides long. RefSeq names its product villin-3-like. The transcript has 25 exons. The record is from RefSeq and is a predicted model, not a curated record. The coding region runs from base 232 to 3156 and encodes 974 amino acids. NCBI's taxonomy places the organism in Eukaryota, Viridiplantae, Streptophyta, Magnoliopsida, Fabales, Fabaceae. Gene Ontology annotation, biological process: cytoskeleton organization; actin filament severing. Gene Ontology annotation, molecular function: actin filament binding.
UCCCUCUCUCAACCGAUCUCAAAAGCCUCAAAAGUUACUUUAGAGAGAGAACAAUGUCACAGGCAUUGCAAUAAUUCAUCUCUCUUUUCAUGCAUGUUCCUCUCCUCUCUAUCUCCUGCCUCUGAGCUCUCCACUCAUAAUCACAGCGAGAGAUCAAAGUGAGCUACUCAGAAAUUUGCAUCCACUGUGUUGCUUGCUUGUACAGACAGCAUUUAAGAAGGAAUUUCAGCAAUGUCUAGCUCAACUAAAAUUUUAGAUCCUGCCUUUCAGGGAGUGGGUCUAAAAUCAGGAACUGAAAUAUGGAGGAUCGAGAAUUUUCAGCCAGUUCCUUUGCCUAAAUCCGAAUAUGGGAAAUUCUACAUGGGUGAUUCGUAUCUCAUAUUGCAGACAACUCAAGCAAAAGGAGGCACUUACUUUUAUGAUAUACACUUCUGGAUUGGAAAGGACACAAGUCAGGAUGAGGCUGGAACAGCAGCCAUCAAAACUGUUGAACUUGAUGCUGCUCUUGGAGGACGUGCAGUGCAGCACAGGGAAAUCCAAGGCCAUGAAUCCGACAAGUUCUUGUCAUACUUUAAACCAUGUAUCAUACCAUUAGAGGGGGGUGUUGCUUCUGGAUUUAGAAAACCUGAAGAAGAAGAGUUUGAAACACGAUUGUACAUAUGCAAGGGAAAGCGAGUUGUCAGGAUGAAACAGGUACCUUUCGCACGUUCGUCACUCAAUCAUGAUGAUGUUUUUAUCCUAGACACUCAGAACAAAAUUUAUCAGUUCAAUGGUGCAAAUUCCAAUAUUCAAGAGAGAGCUAAGGCUUUGGAAGUAAUUCAGUUUCUGAAGGAAAAGUAUCACGAAGGGAAGUGUGACGUUGCAAUUGUUGAUGAUGGCAGGUUGGACACUGAGUCAGACUCUGGUGAAUUUUGGGUCCUCUUUGGUGGUUUUGCUCCCAUUGGAAAGAAGGUUAUCUGUGAGGAUGACAUAAUUCCGGAGGCCAUUCCAGCUCAACUUUAUAACAUUGUUGAUGGCGAGGUCAACCCCGUAGAAGGUGAAUUGUCUAAAUCACUAUUGGAGAACAAGAAAUGCUAUAUACUGGACUGUGGGGCAGAGGUAUUUCUUUGGGUUGGCCGGGUAACACAAGUUGAAGAAAGAAAAUCAGCCUGUCAAGCAGUUGAGGAGUUUGUUGUGAGUCACAACAGGCCAAAAUCGACGAAGAUAACCAGAGUAAUUCAAGGUUUUGAGACACAUGAGUUCAAAUCCAACUUCGAUUCUUGGCCAACAGGAACUGCUACUACGGGUGCUGAGGAAGGAAGGGGAAAAGUUGCAGCUUUGGUGAAGCAACAAGGCAUGGGCAUCAAAGGAAUGGCCAAAAACACAGCUGUAAAUGAGGAAAUUCCUCAUCUACUCGAAGGAGGUGGAAAGUUGGAGGUAUGGCGGAUUGAUGGAGGUGAUAAGGAUCCAUUACCUAAGGGGGAUAUAGGUAAAUUUUACAGCGGGGAUUGCUACAUGGUACUGUACACCUACCACGGUGGUGAGAGGAAGGAAGACUACUUUUUGUGCUGUUGGUUAGGGAAAGACAGCGUUGAGGAAGAUCAAAGGAUGGCAAGUCAGUUGGCCAACACAAUGUUCAAUUCCCUCAAGGGUAGACCUGUUCAGGGUCGCAUAUUUGAAGGCAAAGAGCCACCGCAGUUUGUUGCUCUUUUUCAGCCUAUGGUGGUCCUUAAGGGAGGUUUGAGCUCUUCUUACAAACAAUUAAUGGCUGACGAAGGAUUGGCAGACGAGACAUAUACAGCAGAGUGUAUUGCCCUCAUUCAAGCUUCUGGAACUUCGAAUUAUAAUAAAGCGGUGCAAGUUGAUGCAGUGGCAACAUCACUAAAUUCUACUGAGUGUUUCCUCCUGCAAUCGGGCUCAACAAUCUACCUUUGGCAUGGAAAUCAAUCUUCUUUUGAGCAGCAGCAGGUGGCUGCAAAAGUUGCAGACUUUUUGAAGCCAGGAGUUGCUUUAAAACAUGCUAAAGAAGGAACAGAAAGCUCAGCCUUCUGGUCUGCACUGGGAGGAAAACAAAGUUAUAUCAGCAAAAAAGUCACUAAUGACACCGUCAGGGAUCCACAUUUGUUCACUUUCUCGCUUAACAAAGGAAAGUUCCAGGUUGAGGAGAUUUACAACUUCUCCCAAGAUGAUCUGUUAACUGAGGAUAUGCUCAUCCUUGAUACGCAUGGGGAAGUGUUUAUUUGGGUUGGUCAGACUGUUAACCCAAAAGAGAGGCAAAGUGCCUUCGAAAUUGGCCAGAAAUAUAUAGAGUUGGCUGCAUCUUUAGAGGGACUCUCUCCUCAAGUGCCACUGUAUAAAGUCACGGAAGGGAACGAACCAUGCUUCUUCACAGCAUACUUUUCAUGGGAUCAUGCGAAAGCUACUGUUCAAGGAAACUCAUUCCAGAAAAAGGUGACCCUACUAUUUGGGGUUGGCCUUGCUGUGGAGGAAAAGUCUGACGGAUCUGGUCCAAGACAAAGAGCAGAAGCCUUAGCCGCCUUAAACUCUGCUUUUAAUUCAUCUUCCGAGAAAACACCCAUUACGUCACAGGAUAGGUUGUAUGAAUUAAAUCAUGGAGGACCAAGACAGAGAGCAGAAGCUUUAGCGGCCUUAAAUUCUGCUUUUAGUUCAUCAUCGGGUUCUAAAGCUAUUGCCCCUAAACCUUCUGCAACAAGUCAAGGAUCACAAAGAGCAGCCGCGGUAGCUGCUCUUUCAUCAGUUCUCACUGCUGAAAAGAAGCAAUCACCUGAUUCUACACCAGUUGGUAGUCCUCUUGCAGGAAACAUCACCCCGUUGCCAGAAGGUAAGAGUGAAAAUGCCCGUGCUGAGACUGGAGGUCUUGAAGAAGUCGAAGAUGCCAAGGAGCCAGAGGAAGAAACUGUUGGCGAUGGGGAUUCCGAACCAAAACAGGAAAACUUGGACGAUGAUAUUUUAAGUCCAAGUAGUCAUGUGACAUACAGUUAUGAUCAACUGAAGACUCUCUCUGAUAAUCCUGUGUCUGGAAUUGACUUUAAACGGAGAGAGGCUUAUCUGUCAGAUGACGAUUUCCUAUCUGUAUUCGGAAUGACAAAAGAAGCAUUUUAUGAAAUGCCAAAGUGGAAACAAGACAUGCUGAAAAAGAAGCAGGGCUUGUUUUAGACUGUGAUGUAUCUGGCUGCUUUUGCAUCCUCAAAUCCAUUUAUCUGUUGGAUUUUUAUAGGCACACCAUCCUCGGGAUUGCCGCGCAUAAAUUUUGUUGUUGGCAAAAGGAGCCGGGCCGUGGCCAGUGCCGUAAUUACUUGUGACGCGGCUUGGCGAGUGAUUUUGAUUGCUCCUUUUAUGUUGCUGCUACCUAUAUGUAGUAAUGCUCACGUAUUGUAGCAGUUAAGUUAGUGAACAGGGCCAAUUCUUUCAUUUGCUCUAGUUCGUAUUAUUAUAUAGUCCUUGACCUCUUUCAUGUUGUCAUUGAUUAGGUUGGUGGAUGUAUAUGCAUUGCAUUUUAUAUGAAUCUCAAUGCAGAGAAUGAAAUUUUGUUUGUUAUGGUU